AUGAAUCAUUCUCGCAUUGACUCCCGCACCAUAACUCGGCCAUCGAAGAAGGGACAAGCGUUACCAGAAGCGACCGUUGCGCCAGUUGCGAAAGUCGACAGUCAACCACAAACAACAGCAGCAACACAAAUGGCUGCCGCCGCUGCUGAUAUUCCAACCGUUCCUCCAGUGCAACAUCUACAACAAAAACCGCAACAGCCUCAAUCAAAAGCAGUUCCAGUCGCCUCUCAGGGUGUUCCAGUUGUAUCUGCUGUCACAUCGUCAUCAGCUUCAUCAGCAGCCGCAACAGUUUCGGCCACUGCAGAGCCUCAGCCGAGCGUUCCUCCAUCAACGGCCCACCCAACACAACCAACACCAAAAGCACCGGCACAGCCUCAGCAACAGUCUCAGCAGCAACGGCCUCAGGUUCAUCAGCAGCCUCCACAACAACAGCAACAGCAAUCUCAGGUUGUUACUGCUGCUCCAGUGAAAACUUCAAGUGCACCUCCUCACGGUGAUGCGAAUGCAGUUGCGGCAGUAAAAGCUGUUGAACAAGCUAAAAAGGAAGAUCCACGAUCAUCAAGCCACCGAGUUCGUCAACGUACAGUGACGGUACACAGUCAGUUCGCCAUUGAUGUCGCUACAGCAUUCCACGAAAUAAAACAGAUGGGACUUGACGAUCCGCUAACGGAAGCCCAACGUCGAAUACAAGCCGUGAUAGCUAUGAAGGAGAAGGAAUGGGCAGCUAGAUUUGAGAAGAUGGGUCAAGUUUUGGCUCAUGAACAAAAGAAGUCUGAUGUAUUGGAGCAGAAAGCGUCCGAGAGGUUGUUGUUGGUUGGCGAACAAGAAGCUUGCAUUAAGAAGCUCGUUGAACAACUAAAGAGGAUCUCACAAAAAGGUUCAUUCGUUUAUUCAAUGAACAAAUUUACUUUACAUUCAUCAACACAGCCGUAA
Messenger RNA from Anisakis simplex (herring worm), 933 nucleotides. NCBI's taxonomy places the organism in Eukaryota, Metazoa, Nematoda, Chromadorea, Rhabditida, Anisakidae. The record is from the annotation of a GenBank genome assembly.